Molecule: messenger RNA, 1446 nt
Organism: Carica papaya (papaya)
Lineage: Eukaryota; Viridiplantae; Streptophyta; Magnoliopsida; Brassicales; Caricaceae
Product: cell division cycle 20.5, cofactor of APC complex-like
Biological process (GO): anaphase-promoting complex-dependent catabolic process; positive regulation of ubiquitin protein ligase activity; positive regulation of anaphase-promoting complex-dependent catabolic process
Cellular component (GO): anaphase-promoting complex
Molecular function (GO): protein binding; ubiquitin ligase activator activity; anaphase-promoting complex binding
Source: RefSeq, a predicted model, not a curated record
UAUCUUCAUUUCUUCAUAUUCUGGUUCCUCGAAAUGGAUGAAAUGGCACUGCGGAAAUUACUUGAAUCAGAUUGGUACUCUCCCAGACGGCUCCUGAGCAGUCCCACCGAAUAUGAUUUUCCGGGUGAUCGGUUUAUACCCAAUCGGAGUUUGAUGGAUCUUGAUCAGGCCCAUAGUUUGUUGACUAACAGAACUCGAGAAUUUCACAAUCCGAAAUUUAAUGAAGUAUACAGAGACAAAUUAGCGGAAAAACUGACAUUGGAUUCAGAAGGGAGACCAUUUAGGAUGUUAGUUUUUAGGGGAAGCCCUAAAUCUAGCAGAAAGUCCCUUCUUCAUAUUGAUGAAAUGCGACGAGAUGAUGCAGAAGAACUAGAUUUCGGCAGCAAGCAAAAUCGGUUUCGAUCCUUGCCCAAGGGAGCAGCUAGGAUUUUGGAUGCACCGAGGCUUAGAAAUGAUUAUUAUUUAAACAUCAUAGAUUGGGGACAAAACAAUGUUCUUGCUGUGGCUCUGGGUCCAGAAAUAUACCUGUGGAAUCCAGAGAAUGGAGAUACAAAGAAACUGUUUGAUGUUCAUGAUGAUGAAAAUAAUUAUCCUACAAGCUUGGCCUGGUCUGAUGAUUCCAGAAUCAUUACAGUAGGAUACAUGCGCUCUAAACUUCAGCUAUGGGAUGCUGAAACUUCAAAACUUGUCAGAAACCUGGAGGCUCAUAAUGGAAGAACAGCAGCCAUUUCAUGGAAAGACCACAUCUUAACAUCAGGAGGCCAGGACAAAAAGAUUAUUAAUCAUGAUGUUAGAGCGGGUAACAAUUUGGCUUCCCACAUUCGAGCACACACUCAAGAAGUGUGUGGUUUAAAAUGGUCAAAAGAAGGCAAAUUACUGGCAAGUGGUGGCAAUGACAAUCUGGUAUAUGUAUGGGAAGCUGCAAAAAUGAAAUCAACAAACUUCUUGUUCCGAUUUAAUGACCAUUGCGCUGCAGUCAAGGCUCUUGCGUGGUGCCCAUAUCAGUUUAGCGUACUUGCCUCCGGAGGAGGCUCCCAAGAUGGAUGCAUUAAGAUAUGGAACACACAAAACGGAAGAUGCAUCUCCAGCGUAGACACUAAAGCACAGAUUUGUGGAUUGGAGUGGAACAGGCAUCAUAAGGAAAUACUGAGUGGGCAUGGAUACAGUUUGAAUGAGCAUAACAACAAGCUAUGUUUAUGGAGAUACCCUUCCAUGAGUAAAGUAGGACAGUUAGGAUCUCAUGAAGCCAGAGUAAUAAACCUUUGCCAGAGCCCUGAUGGACAAACUGUAGUAUCGGCUGGGGGCGAUGAGACUCUUAGGUUCUGGGAAGCUUUCGGACCUCCUCCGCGUGAAAAUUCGAGGAUGUCAGAUCUUGAAGCUUUUCUGUCUCUAAAGACAUCUGCCAUAAGAUAAUGAUAACUGUAACAAUUGUUUUCUUUUACUACA